Messenger RNA from Periophthalmus magnuspinnatus, 3443 nucleotides. Its product is annotated as protein ZNF365-like. The transcript has 11 exons. The record is from RefSeq and is a predicted model, not a curated record. The coding region runs from base 250 to 1383 and encodes 377 amino acids. Lineage: Eukaryota; Metazoa; Chordata; Actinopteri; Gobiiformes; Gobiidae.
GCACAGACGCGGGUGGAGCAGGAGGAGCUGGAGGAGGCCGUGUCGGUGGAGGAGCUGAGCCGCUGAUCGAGCCUGUUUCUCGGGUGUCGGCUCCGUAUCGACCGCACCGAGCUCCGGAGCGAGGAGCAGCGCGCGGGAAUGAUGCUCCAGACGUGCACGCGCUUAUGACACACGGACGCGCACAGGUCUGAACCAGGUCUGAACCAGGUCUGAACCAGGUCUGAACCAGGUCUGAACCAGGUCUAGACCAUGUCGGGGCUCCUCAUCUGUCCUCGCUGUGGAGACACAUUCAAGUUCAACACGAUUGCGGAGCUCAGAGUUCAUCUCAUCACACAACACACGUAUGAGACGCUGCUACUGCUGUCCCAGGCUCGUGUGCCGACCUCCAGACCUCGCUCCCUGCUCCCGCUCCCAGAGCCGAUGUCGGCCCAGACUCAGAGCUCAUCAGUGGGAUCAGAGCUCCAGGAAAGUGCCCUGCCUCUGGAGAGUCUGGAUCUGGCCUCGUCUACCUCCUCAGUCCAGCUGCUCCAGCCUCUGGUCCUACCCAGAACAAGACUCACAGAGGCUUUUGUGACUGUUGACAUCGGCCUGGAGGAGAGACUGGGUCUUGGUUUGGAUCUUGGGUCCAGGAUCGCUCGGAGUUUGGCGGAGGUGGAGGAGCGGGUGAACCGGAAAGUGGACCGGCUCAAAUCCCGACUGGACCAGAAGGAGGCGGAGCUUAGGAAACAAAAGGAGCUGGAGGAGAAGCUGAGGGCUGAUAAACAAGAGCUGAACACCCGCGUGGUCUACCUAACAGGGCAGGUGUCUGCUGCCGAGGAGCUCAUGAGCAAACUCCUGAAGGAUCUGGAGGAGAAAGAGACGGAGCUGAGCCACAAACAACAGGAGAUGGUGGAGGUCGAGUGUUUUCUCAGUGGUUUGGCUCAGAGAGAAGCUGAGGCUAAAGUCAAACUCCAGGUUUUCAUCGAGUCGUUGUUGGAGCGAGCUGACCGCGCCGAGAGACACCUGCUCCUCCUCACCUCACACAAGCCCCUCCCACACCCGCACAGGAGCAGUUUGGACGACAUUAUAACCAGCCGCCUCCAGGAAUCCAUCGGAAACAGGAGGAGUCUCAGUCUCUCAGAUUCAUACGGACUUGGAUUUCAGCCAAUCAGUAGUUGGGAGUGUGGCCCGACUCGAGCUCUGUCUCUGGGCUGUGCCGACGCAGACGCUCCCCCGGACACAACCAGGUUUGUAGAAGGAGGAUGGGGCCAAACCUGGAGCAAAUCGGCUCGACAUCACAGCACAGAGGAGGAAGAGGAGGAACGAGAGGAAGAGGAGGAGGGAGACGAAGAGGAGGAGGAGGAGGACGAAGAAGAGGAGGAGGGAGACGAGAGCAUGUGCUGAGGAGACCAAAGCAACACAAUAUCAACCAAAAUGAGGACUAAACCAAAACUGGACCAGGAUUUGACCAGGAAUAAACAAGGACUAAACCAGAACUAAGCCAGGACUGAACCAGAUUUAAGCUGGGUCUAAACUGGGUCCAAAACCAGGACUAAACCAGGACUAAACCAAAACUAGACCAGGGAAAACCAGGAGUAAACUAGGAUAAAACCAUAGCUAAACCAAGACUAAACCAGGAUUAAAUGAGGACUAAACCAGGACUAAAUGAGGACUAAACCAGGACUAAACUAGGUCUAAACCAGGACUAAACCAGGACUAAAGUGUGUCUAAACCAGGACUAAACCAGGACUAAAGUGUGUCUUCUCCCAGGAGGUCUGUCAUUGAGCCGUCAGAUAAUCAGUGUUGGCCUUUUUCUGACAAAUGCUUUUUCUAUUUUACUGUCUUUAUCCUCCCGAGGACUAAACCGUGACUAAACCAGGACUAAACCGGGACUAAAUCAGGACUAAACCAGGACUAAACCAGGACUAAAUCAGGCUGACACAGGCUGAAUUCAUACUUCACGUACCACAUCACAAAUGGGAUUAAACUGGGACAAAACCUGGAGCUAAACUAGCACUAAAACCAGACCAAACCAGGACCGAACCAGGACCGAACCAGGACCAAACCAGGACCAAACCAGGACCAAACCAGGACCAAACCAGGACAAAUGCGAAAGCCUAAAACCAGGUCAAAACCCAAAGAUAAUCAGCAAACUGUUUACUGUAUAUAGCCUUGAUCUGAACUGUGCCAAACCGAACUGUGCUAGAAUCAGACCUACAGACGUCCACAACCACAGAAACAGAAACAUAUCACGUCUCAGUCACUUUAGCUCCUGUCGUCCUUUUUAAAUGAGCAAAAGACUGAACUGUGCUGCCCACGUGUUUAGAAAAUACUGUCUUAUUUUCCAUCAUCAUGAUUCAUUCAGACUCAGAUGAAGUCAGGGGGUUUCAGGAUUCUGUUAUAGGCGCCAUUUUGAGCACUUUUUCACCGUUCACAAUAAGAAUGGACUGAUACGGAGUUGGAUUUGGAGUGAGUCAAUUCAAUUUCAAAUCAAUUUAUUUUUGUAAAGUCCCAAAUCACAACAGGGCUGAACAUGAGAAUUAAUUUAACGAACAGAAAAUUAAAAAAUCAACAAUGAAACAGAAACAGACGAGCGAUUUAAUCAGAAGAAAACAAAAACAAAAGAACAUCCGCCGUCCUUAGACUCUAUUUCUCCGCAAGGAAAACAAAAAAAAACUCGUACUUGAAUCAUCUUUAAUCGCUUUUGCUGAUCUGUUUUCACCUCCACUGUGACGUCCGCACUUCCUUCUUCAGUUUUAUUUUCUUAAUCGCUGACAGUCGUAGGAUUCGGCCGCGUCUCGUCGUAAUUUUGGUACAACACAGCUGUCCGUAGGGGGCGCUACAGCAUGCGACGCUUUGUUGUGAUGACGUUUACGGCGACGUCAGCUCCUGUUGGACGCCGCCAUUUUAAAAAAAAGUCGUUUUAGAUGAAUAUUGUGAUUUAACAUGUCUGAAUUAUAACAUACACAAGCACAACAGCACUGAUUUAAGAUGUUUUUGGGUUUUUUUUUAACAAUAAUUUCAAAUCUAAUCGUGUUUUUCCAGUGUGCUCCAGGUUGGGUUUAGACUCCAGGGGGCGCUAUAGCCUCCUGUAGUAAUGAAAGAUUUAAACUCGUGUCACUAUCACCUUUAUAUUCUUAAGAUUGACGUUAAUGUCUUAGUUGAUCUAUGCAUGACUCUAAAUGCCUUUUUGUCCCUUUUUUACCUUUUCUCUGACCAUUUGUACCUCAAUAAAUCCUAUUUUUAGUAUUUAAGAAAAGCACUUUCUUCCCUCAAACUCUUUUUAUAAACCUAUUUAUGUAGCAGGUGAAGUUUAGAUUUAAAGUUUCUGGUAAAAGCCAUAAAUUGUGUGAAUUGUUGGUUGAAGUUUUUAAAGUUGUGAGCACAAUUCCAAAUGCACUGUUUCCGUGUUGUUUACAUGUCGCUUCCUGUGUAUUUGAAAUAAAAUUAUAACGAUAAAUGAC